CGAGGGGAGCCCCCGCCCCCCUUCGCAGAAGCCUGCGGCUGGGGUUGCAGGAAGAACUGGAACUGGGCUGGCCGAAGUGGGAAGCGGCGCGUUAAAUCCGCCCCCUCUCCAUACCCUACUUUCAAGGGGUGGGCGGUAGAGGGGAGGUUGGGGUUGGAGCAGCGGCGAGGGGGCCCCUCCCUUGCACCUCCCCCCACCGGACUUGGUCGCGCCCGAAGUGUAACACUUUCUCUUUGUCGGAGGAGCUCCUCUGUUUCCUGUGCAGUAGCUCCCGUUGCGGCUGCACCCGUGGCAGCCCUGGCGGACGCAGGAGCGAUGGCAGCGACCGAUAUAGCUCGCCAGGUGGGUGAAGGUUGCCGAACUGUCCCCCUGGCUGGACAUGUGGGGUUUGACAGCUUGCCUGACCAGCUGGUGAAUAAGUCCGUCAGCCAGGGCUUCUGCUUCAACAUCCUGUGCGUGGGAGAGACAGGUUUGGGCAAGUCCACCCUCAUGGACACCCUGUUCAACACCAAGUUCGAAGGGGAGCCAGCCACCCACACACAGCCGGGCGUCCAGCUCCAGUCUAAUACCUAUGACCUCCAAGAGAGCAACGUGAGGCUAAAGCUCACGAUCGUUAGCACAGUUGGCUUUGGGGACCAGAUCAACAAAGAGGACAGCUACAAGCCCAUCGUGGAAUUCAUUGACGCACAAUUCGAGGCCUACCUGCAGGAAGAGCUGAAGAUCCGAAGAGUGCUGCACACCUACCAUGACUCCCGGAUCCAUGUCUGCUUGUAUUUCAUUGCCCCCACGGGUCAUUCCCUGAAGUCUCUGGACCUAGUGACUAUGAAGAAGCUGGACAGUAAGGUGAACAUCAUCCCCAUCAUUGCCAAAGCAGAUGCCAUUUCGAAGAGUGAGCUAACGAAGUUCAAAAUCAAAAUCACCAGCGAGCUUGUCAGCAACGGAGUCCAGAUCUAUCAGUUUCCUACAGAUGAUGAGUCAGUAGCAGAGAUCAAUGGAACCAUGAAUGCCCACCUGCCGUUUGCUGUCAUCGGCAGCACAGAAGAACUGAAGAUAGGCAACAAGAUGAUGAGGGCGCGGCAGUAUCCUUGGGGCACUGUGCAGGUUGAAAACGAGGCCCACUGCGACUUUGUGAAGCUGCGGGAGAUGCUGAUUCGGGUCAACAUGGAGGAUCUGCGGGAGCAGACCCACACCCGGCACUAUGAGCUGUAUCGCCGCUGUAAGCUGGAGGAGAUGGGCUUCAAGGACACCGACCCUGACAGCAAACCCUUCAGUUUACAGGAGACGUAUGAGGCCAAAAGAAAUGAGUUCCUAGGGGAACUCCAGAAAAAAGAAGAGGAGAUGAGACAGAUGUUCGUCCAGAGAGUCAAAGAGAAAGAAGCAGAGCUCAAAGAGGCAGAGAAAGAGCUGCACGAGAAGUUUGACCGUCUGAAGAAACUGCACCAGGACGAGAAGAAGAAACUGGAGGAUAAGAAGAAAUCCCUGGAUGAUGAAGUGAAUGCUUUCAAGCAAAGAAAGACAGCAGCCGAGCUGCUCCAGUCCCAGGGCUCCCAGGCUGGAGGCUCACAGACUCUGAAGAGAGACAAAGAGAAGAAAAAUUAACUCUGCUGUUUGCUGCAUGCUGCAUGAGACCCAGGGUCCUGUUUGGGCUUCCUGUAGACACCCUUUUCCUGCGCAACAGAGCUGGGCCUCCCUUUCUCUAACUUCCCCCUUAACAUGCCUGGGGGGCAUACAGUCCAACCCAGGCCCUCUCCUCUCUUCCUGCCAAGGUUUAUAGAAACCUGAGAAUCUGAGGGCGAUGUCUGGCCGCUGGUCAAGAAGCCAACAGUCAUGUGGCUCGCAGAUGCAUCCUGCAUCCCAGUCCCCCUCCCAGCACCCCCAGCCAUCCCCCCUGUCUUCCCCCACAUCUUUGCCAGAGGUGUGACAUGGUCAGGGGGCCCAUCUGCUACUCUUCCCCAGCAGCUCCCCUGUUCCAGUUCUGGUUGCUGGUAGUUUUCCCUGAGGUAUUUGCAUCCACCAUGGCUGGGUAAGCACCAAUAAGCACAGCUGCCCCCUUGGUCUCCUGUAUCCCAGUCACUAGUCUUCCCUGGCCCACCCCACCCUCAUCCUCAGGAGCCGCAGCCGCUUCUUAGAGAGUUUCAAAAGGAGAGCCUUUGGCGCCUUUUCCGUCUAACCUUUGAGUCCAGCCCUUUCCAGUUUUCCUUCACUCGAAGUAACUGCACUCAAGCUGUGCUCAAAAUCUGUAAACGCAUUUAUUUACACCAAGCCCUUCCCAUAAAACACAACUGCCGGAGAAAAUAGCAGACGUUUCCCCUCUCUCUAACUCUGGGUAUCCCACAGAUGCAAAAGGGAGAAUAAACCUACAUAUUAUUACCAGCCUAGAGUCUUGAAUGAUAGCCUUACUGAGUUCUUCUUGUGAGGUAUUUCAGCAUCUCAGGGGUAAUUUCCGGAAGGGCUCCACACUGUCCCAAUAGGGUGAGGCCAGUAGCAGGAAUAAUAAAUCCCACUUUGUAGACUGGAAAACUGAGCUGUCAAAAGAAUCAAGUGUUUGGGGGUUUGCUCUGAUGAGUCUUGUAGUUCAUUUGGUGAACGUCAUGAUGAUUUUUAACAUGCAUUUUGCAUGCAUCCCUCAAUAAGAAGAGAUGAGACUAUCGGCUGGAGAGAAGAAAAGAGGUGUUACACCUUGGAAGGCCCUUAACUUGCUUUCCAAUUUAAGGAGUUGAGAGUUUAAAAAUAUUCCAGCCCUAGUUUUUAUCAUGGGUCCCAUCUGAUAGUGGCUUUGGGAACCUCUGUGAAGUAGAGAGCCCUCCCUUGUUAGGGUUAUGAGGCACAGUGGCCUUUGGUGUUUGGCCAGUGACAGUGUGAGAGAGGGAGUUGACCUGGCAAUGAUCUGUGGCUAACGUGCCGUCUCUCUGCCCUUCCUUUGCAGUAAUCCAUGGCUGUGUACUGAAUAGUAUUCCCCGCUACAGCUGGACUGGACUCCAUUUAGCCUUUUAAGCCGAGGUUUCUAUUUUAACUGACAGCUUUCCUUUGGGGUGCCAGGCAGCCAGGCCCCCCACCCCUACCCUGCCAUGUACUUCAAGCUCACUUCUUUUUGAGUUCCGCAACUUGCUCCUGCCUCCCAGCCCCACUGGCACUGACCAUGACCACCUUCUAUUUUUUUUUUUUUUUUUUUAGAGUUUCUUUUUUUGAUCACUUACUUUCAAAGCACACAGUCAAACAAGGUUAUGCCAAAUUUCCAGGCCUUUUUGAAGUAUUGAGAAGGGGAAGGGGAUUUCUCGCUUCGAUUAUAGAUCAUAGUAGGAAGCAAAAA
This is a messenger RNA of Macaca mulatta (Rhesus monkey), 3310 nucleotides long. It is a transcript of the gene SEPTIN6, whose product is annotated as septin 6. Gene Ontology annotation, molecular function: GTP binding. The record is from RefSeq and is a predicted model, not a curated record. NCBI's taxonomy places the organism in Eukaryota, Metazoa, Chordata, Mammalia, Primates, Cercopithecidae.